CAAGUCAUCAGGCUGUUCACCAGGGAAGUCGCUUAAAGCUUGAACAUGUUUUACCUGACAAAAAGACACUAGGGGAUUGGAAUAUCGCCCUUUGGAGACGACCUCGUGGUCAAGAAGGUCAACACGCUAAUCGAUCCAUUGUGGGUGAAGACAACGUGGUGGAAUUCCUGUUGAAGGCAUUUUGGUGUGUACUUACUGAGCCACAACCAACGUAGUGUGACGACAAAGUAGCCAAACGUCUACCUCUUAGCUUCAAAGAGCUGUCGAUCUCUGUUGUUAUUCACUAAAGACAUAAACAAUGGAAGAAGCGGCGAAGUUACAUCGCCACUUGGAAAGUUUGCUAUUGAUUUUUACUUGCUGUUUUGUGUAUCUCAGCGCCGAUCGGCUUGGAACUGUCGAUAUCAGCACCGGGAAGUUCUUAUAUACAGAAGURAGUAAGUGCCCACCGGGAACUUACAAAAACGGUCUCUACUGCGUUAAGAAAUGUGCCCCCGGAAUGUACGGUAACUUUGCAGCRGGGGCCUGUCUCCCAUGUUCCAAGAGCUGCAAGACGUGCCUGGAUGGCACGCAGGCUGAUCAGUGCUCAAGUUGUUAUGUUAACUAUUAUUUAGCAGACAAUAGUUGCACUUUGUGCACAGACAGGAAAAAACAAGGCCCUCCCUUGAGGAAACURCGGCUGAUUUCAGAAGGGAACCAAAUAUUGCAGGGRCGCGUUGAGGUUUACCGGAACAUGAAAUGGGGGACCAUAUGUGACGACGACUGGGACAUAAACGAUGCUSACGUUGUAUGCCGGGAAUUAAUGCUAGGCAGUGCAUUGGCCGCUGUAACGCUAGGGAAAAUGGGCUAUGGUAGAGAUGAUCAGCCUAUCUGGCUCUCCAAUGUGGGAUGUACUGGWAACGAAUCUAGGCUUGACACAUGUGCACAUGCGCCAUGGGGAAAACAUAACUGUGGUCAUUUUGAAGAUGCUGGUGUUAUUUGUUCUGGCCCAGACUCUACGCGUCGYUGUGUGUCCAAGUGUGGUCCUGGGUACUUUACAGUUGAAAAUAGUAAUGAUUGUAAGGUUUGCAAUCCAGAAUGCCUAACUUGUGCAAACACGUCGUCUUCAUGUGCAAGUUGCGAUGGAACGACGUUCCUCGAAGAUAAUAGAUGCGUCCUUACCUGCAAAGAAGGUUACUAUGGCGACCCGAAGACUCGUGUAUGUAAAAAGUGCGAUUCAUCAUGUCGGACAUGCGUACAAAGUGCCACGAUGUGCACAGGAUGCGUAGAUGAUCGAUACCUCUCAGACUUUGCCUGUGUUAAAAAAUGCAGUAUUGUUGAAGUCGGACAAAAACGGCUUAUUCGAUUAAGCGGAGUGAAUCGAAAGUCCUCGUUCGAAGGUCGCGUUGAGGUUUUCCGCAGCGGUGAAUGGAGCACGGUGUGCGAUGAAUCCUGGGAUUUCAGAGAAGCAACUGUCGUUUGCAGACAGCUUAAAAUGGGUCGAGCUAUAAAGGCAACGAACGGAGGCGUUUUUGGUACAGGAACAGGUCGAAUCUGGUAUGAUAAGCUCAUGUGCAACGGCUCUGAAAGUAGCAUAUUUAAAUGCGAUUACGAGAAAGUCGUGUGGAAUUCUCGUUGUUAUCACGUUAAAGAUGCCGGAGUUGUUUGCUCUGGACCUCAAACCGGUAACCCUCUGACGAACGAAUGCGUCAAACGGUGUAAAGACGGCUUUUACAAGGACCAGCUUGAUGUUUGUCGUCCGUGUAACUUCGAUCGYUGCGCCACGUGCAUUGGUUUUCCAUUYCARUGUACGAGCUGUUCGCCGCCAAAAUUCUUGAAAAAUAAAAACUGCGUGGAUAACUGUGGAGGCAAUAUGUACGGUCACAUUCCGACCAGGACUUGCAAAACGUGUGACAAAAAAUGCGUGACCUGCGCCAAUGGCAAAGACGGGAAAAAUUGUACUUCGUGUAGCGCGCCUCGUGCUCUUAAAGAUGGCGAAUGCACAGAUAGCUGCAAGCCAGAUUUAUACCGGCACAAGGGCAAGUGUAUCAAGGACUGCCCUAUUGGAUUUUAUAAAUAUGAGCUCAAUUCCACGUGUAUUGCAUGCCCACGCGAAUGCUUUAGUUGUCUGUACAAUACUGAAAAGGGCGCACCAAAGUGCGUUUUGUGUAAACCACCUCUUGUUUCACACAAAGGCGUCUGCACAUCGAAUUGCUCUUCAUCYGGAAAGGUUUCCAUUCCUGUAUUAAAUGUUACUGGAUCAGUAACCGUUCGGCUCAUGAACGGCUCAGAUCACCUUGAGGGGCUUUUGCAGAUCUAUCAUAAUGGCAUUUGGGGGACAAUCUGUGACGAUGGUUGGGAUUAUUUGGAGUCUAAGGUCGUUUGCAAACAACUUAAUCUUGGUACCCAUUCCUCCAAACCUCUCACAAACAUUCCUAAAGGAACUGGGAAAAUCUGGCUAGACGAUAUGUUUUGCACAGGRCGUGAAAGUGCUCUUGAACAAUGCGUCCAUCGUCCUUGGGGCGAUACAAACUGUAAUCAUAACGAAGAUGUUGUCGUACGCUGCUCGGGACCAGGAGUGCGCAGAUGCGAAGACAAGUGCCCGGAUGGCUACUUUAGCAGUAAGGGCGAAUGCAAGUUGUGUGACCCAUCCUGUAACACCUGCGUUGGUAACGCCACCAACUGCAUUAAUUGCUCUUCCGGUUUUUAUAAAAACGGAAGUAUUUGUGUGAGUAGAUGCGGUGAAGGUUACUUUUUAGACUCCAGUAAAACCGAGUGUAAAAGAUGUAGCAGCACUUGUGCUACGUGUGAUGGUAACGCUGCGAACUGCACUUCAUGUGCUAAGCCAUUAUACAGACUUAACUCGUCAUGUGUUCCAACUUGUGGCUCGUGGUACCCGCCAAAGGAAACGUACGGUAUAAGGCUCGCUGGUAAYGCAAAGGACAGUCUAGAGGGACGUAUUGAGAUUCUCCAUCGAGGUUUCUGGGGUACUAUUUGUGACGAUGGUUGGGACAUCAGAGACGCUAUUGUCGCUUGCCGUAUGCUGAACCUCGGUAACGCUACAGAAGCUGUAACCACUGCUCGCUUUGGACCUGGCACUGGCCGUACAUGGCUAGAUGACGUCGACUGCACAGGUACCGAGAGYUCGCUSGGAAAGUGUGUUCACCGUGGUUGGGGUAUGGAGAACUGUGAACACAGCGAAGACGCAGGUGUUCGGUGUUCUGGUCCAGAUCAGUCACGUGACUGCAUAAGACGGUGUGAUAUCGAUGGGUACUUCCUUAACAACAAUACCUGUGGGAGAUGCAGUACUGAAUGUAAAACCUGCGAAAUCAGUCCUGACAACUGYAAGACCUGCGAGUCGAACGAAUAUCUUAACCGUUCCUCGAUACGCAAUUCUUGCGUCCAAGACUGYGGCGACGGCUUCUACGCAGACAACAYCACUAGAGAAUGUAAGCAGUGUAAUUCUAGCUGUAUGUCGUGCUUUGGAGUCCCGGAUAACUGCACAUCGUGUGAGUCUAGCAAAGUGUUGGACACAGAGACAAACGUCUGUGUUGAUAACUGCAAAGACUCGACUCUYAUUAAGGGCGUUGAUGAUAUUCGUCUGGCGGGCACCAACCAGACACUGUAUGGUCGACUGGARGUUAAGUAUAACGGCCAAUGGGGCACCGUAUGCGAUGAUGGGUUUGACGAGAAAGAUGCUGAUGUUGCGUGUCGUCAACUCAAGCUGGGAAAACAUAAAUUUUUCAAACGGAGUGGCUACUACGGCCCAGGUGUUGGUAAAGUUAUGCUGGAUGAYUUACAGUGCAAAGGAACGGAGAAGUCGCUGUUUGAGUGUCGAAUGAAUCCUGGCGGUAUAGGUCACGCGAACUGCGGCCACAGUGAAGACGUCGGAGUAGGAUGCAUUGGUCCUGACACUUCAAAACGAUGCAUCCGAAAAUGUCCGAUAGGAUUUUUCAAGAGCAAAAACGUCUGCAAUAAAUGUUCGCCAAACUGUCAGGCUUGUAUCGGAACUGCCAACAAUUGCAUCGAGUGCACGCCACCACUCUUUCUYGAAGAAACAAAGUGUGUGGCGAAGUGCACACUGGGACGGUAUGGGAACAUCAAGUUGAGGAAGUGUUUGAAUUGCAAUGCUAACUGUCAAACGUGURUCGAUGGAACAAGGGAUGAUUUCUGCAAGACUUGUGAAGAGGGUUUCGUACUAAGAGAUAGCAUUUGCAUCAAAGACUGCGGGCCUAAAAUGUGGUCAGCUGACUUUUUACUUCCACCGCGACCAGCUACGCCCUUAGUCCGUCUUGUCGGCGGUAAAACGAAGCAAGAAGGUCGUGUAGAAGUUUUACACGAGGGAGUCUGGGGUACAGUUUGUGAUGACCAAUGGGAUUUAAAGGAUGCCAGUGUUGUCUGUCGGGAACUAGGCUUUGGAAAAGCGCUCAAGGCUCCUUUGCACGCGGAAUUCGGAAAAGGUAAAGGGGUGGUCUGGAUGGAUAACGUGGAUUGCUAUGGCUACGAAACGUCACUCACCCAGUGYCGUCARCAUGGAUGGGGGAUCAACAACUGUGACUCAGAUCACAACGAAGACGCUGGUGUGGUGUGCGACAACUCAACAAUUGAAGACGUAGCAAAUAACUAUUGUAGAGAGUUAUUGCCUCUCAACUGUAAAACUGACAAGCCAUGYUUUCCUGGAGUCACGUGCGUUGAUCGCGGUCCUCUGAGUGACGUCACGCAAUCGUUUUGUAAAAGAUGYCCAGACAAGUUCACGGGAGAUGGCCGGAUUUGUAGAGUGGUAUCGUCUACCAAGCCAGAGUUCAAUCCGCCCAUGCUACCUAAUAUCACCGUCAUAGCAGGCAAAGCCAUCGGCCUUAGAUGCGUCGCUAAAAAAGGACCGUCUGCUCCCAGUUUUGAAGCGAUGAUACAGGACUGGGCAAAAGAUGGUAAACCCCUCGAYCCGAUGGACAUCAGGUCGAAACGAAUACUYGUAUCAUCCGGYCAACUCAUGAUUCAUAACUCGGUACGUGGCGACUCGGGAAACUACUCGUGUACGUUGAAUAACACUGCAGGAACAACUACAGGGUAUACUUMCGUCACGAUAAAAGAAAUUCCUGAGAUUAAAUCAAGUUUGCCUGUCCUAGCCAACGUUGGUGCAACUGCCAAUCUAAUCUGCGUAGUUUCCAGUUUUCCAGCGGCAAAUAUAACGUGGAAAAGGAAUAAUGCCGAGCUUAAAGGGGAUCGCUAUACAUUUUUUAACUAUACCGUGGCCAUCUCUGGGAUUACUUUUGAUGACGCGGGAGAUUAUGAGUGUCAUGUUGCAAAUGAGCUGGGAAAAGCUAUGAGUACUGUGACUCUUACAGUUGGAUUGGCAUCUGAAUUUACUAUUGAGCCGUCCGAUCAGAACACCCAUGAAGGCGAAUCCAAAACAUUAGAGUGCAAAGCAUCUGGAGAACCAAAGCCWACAAUCACGUGGAAGAAAGRUGGAAUGCCCGUAGUCCCGGAUGAAAACCACGUGAUCUCAGAUAAAGGUCUUAUGAUAAGAAGAGUCAAAGCUUCAGAUAUUGGCUUUUAUGCAUGUAUCGCGAAAAACCCUCAAAAUAUCAUCACUUCGUUUGCAGCUAUAAUACGUAUUGGUUCUCCUAUCAUCGACAUACCUCCUGAAAACAUAUCCGUUCUCUCUGGAGCAAAUGUCACUUUCUACUGCCAGGCCCUCGGCUCGCCAGACCCUAUCAUCGAAUGGUGGAAGAACGGACGUGUUGUCGCCAAACAGAAAGGCAAUUCGCGUGUUAGGGACAGUUACACCAUGAUAAAUGUACAGCCAAGUGAUGCUGGAAAAAUAACAUGUAAAGCUUCGAACAAUAAAGGGAAGGUUAUUAAAGAUGCCUUCUUAUCUGUGGACGGACAGACAGAAAUAUAUAGUAACUAGAAGGAGAACGCGUGAGAUAACUCGAAUGAUAACACGAGAUCACUCUACAGCGAGUUAAAUAUAAUGAUAACUUAGGCAGGAUUACUGGAGUUGACUCGCACGAUAACUCGAAGAACGCUUUUUAACUCGAGGGAAAUGCGAGACUGACGAACCGAAUAGCAGUAUGGUUUAUUUUGAGAUAAUGGCGGAUAGUUUAAAAGAAAAUGUGCUCGACAGAAAGGCUACCCUUCGUUUAUUGAAGGCCCUCUUCAAGAAAAUACUGAUCAACGGAAUUGUAGAUUUACUGGGGGUGUAGCCAUGUCAUGUUGAACUAUAUUUGGAGACAAAGAAUUUAAUCCCUAUGAAAUGAACGAAAAAUAGUGCAGGUAGAAAGGGACUUUCACAGCGAUGUAAAAUUUUAAUGUUUUAAUCUUCUUUUUAGUUAUCUUUUUACUUUUUAGUCAUUUUAGCUUGUUUUUAGGAAGAUAAAUGAACUUGUAUAAGAAAAUAUUUUGUUAAAACAAUGUUAUACAAUGUCGUAUGAAAUACAUACAAAUUUUAGUUUAUUAAAGUUUAUAAAUGCACUUUUCCAAACGGAGUGUCGAAAUGUUGGAGCUUCGAACGAAUAUCCAAAGAUUUUAUUGGUUGGUAGUAUUGGAAAAGGGCUAAUGCUGAAAUAUUUGAAUAACUUAGAUUCUGUGCCGAACUGAGCCCAGUUCUUACCCAUCAGGGGUAGUCUGUACAAUCGGCUUGCUGAAAAUCAAGUGGUCUCUUUUAACAGUCGCGGCUUCCGGUCUCGUCAAAUUUGAAAAGUAAUUUGAAAGUAUUUGAAAAGUCAAGCGAAGGACUACAGAGAACUCUGGAUUAAUUUAUUAUACCUGGGCCCUCUUAUUUGCAAGUAGAACCCACAUAAUUCUUACUGUUUCAAGAUGUUAUCGAUUCUAAGUAUUCCUCGGCUAUAGCUUGAAUUGCACUACCGACCACUACCGUCAUAUAUACUUAACAUAAAAUGUCAGUGCAUGUUAUAACCCAAACAAGUUCCGUUGCUAUGGAUGCUGGAAGCGUCAUCACUCAUUUCUGGGAAUCCGAGAUCGCGGGAUAUCAUCUCAUCGUAGAUUUCCGGGAUUAUAUCUCUGUGACAUACUGAAAAACACUGUAUUUUUGUAGUAUAAAAAGUGCAAUUUAGACCCAAAUAUGAGUUACGAGGAGGUAACGCUUUACCACUACACAACUGAGGAAGGUGCGAGAGGUAUAAAAAGAGAUAUGAAAGUGAAGCAAAAUCAUCCCACAACAUGGAAUAGACGGAACAGACAUGGAACAGGCGUGUACUUCACGAAACUUGACCAUGGCAAUCCAGCAAACACUCUGAUACAAAACAAUUUCGUGAACCGAGGACAACGUCUGAGAGAUCCAUCCAAGUUUAUUGACAGGAUAAGCCACGUCGUAAAAAUAACAUUUUCUAAGGAGAAUGUGAAGAAAAUCAACGAUGGAAGCAGAGAUAUUUGGGUUCAUCAAGGAGAUAUCGAUCUCAAUGACUACAUAGGUAGAUACAGAAUUUAUCCACGACUGAAUCCAAGAGCAGUACUCUGACAAUCGAACAGAUCACUUUUUCUAAGAAAUGAUUCUUGGAUARCGGCAAGCAAAAUCGUUCGACUGAAGUUAGGAUACACUUGUGGUAACUCAAUUCUUAUCAGAAUUCAAAUCUCUGAAUCAGCACCGUGUAACAGCACCAUGGUAUAACAGUAGUUUAUAAGUAAGAUAAUGUUAUCACUGCCGUGGAUGUACAGUUUUUUUACACUUUUCUAGUAAAAUAAUAAAAAGAUAAUAGUGAAACGUUCAA
This is a messenger RNA of Exaiptasia diaphana, 7706 nucleotides long. Its product is annotated as deleted in malignant brain tumors 1 protein. Gene Ontology annotation, cellular component: membrane. The record is from RefSeq and is a predicted model, not a curated record. Lineage: Eukaryota; Metazoa; Cnidaria; Anthozoa; Actiniaria; Aiptasiidae.